This is a messenger RNA of Telopea speciosissima, 3168 nucleotides long. Its product is annotated as glutamate receptor 3.2-like. Gene Ontology annotation, molecular function: glutamate-gated receptor activity. The record is from RefSeq and is a predicted model, not a curated record. The transcript is spliced from 7 exons. Gene Ontology annotation, cellular component: plasma membrane. NCBI's taxonomy places the organism in Eukaryota, Viridiplantae, Streptophyta, Magnoliopsida, Proteales, Proteaceae. The coding region runs from base 124 to 2895 and encodes 923 amino acids.
CUUCUCCUUUUUCUAGAACGAUUGGACGUUUUCCUUUCUACUCCACCAUGAUUUUUCCCAUUUGAGUUCUAUGGCCCCCUGGAAACAGAGCAAAUCCUUUGUGUUCUUCCUCAUAUAAUCACCAUGAGUGGGCUUUGGAUUCUACUGCUGUUGGUUCUCCAUUUCGGAGUGUUAUCAGAUGGGCUUUCAAGACCUGCUGUAGUGAACAUUGGAUCUAUUUUCAGUUUUAAUAGCAUAAAUGGGAAAGUCGCGAAAAUUGCUAUGCAGGCUGCAGUAGAAGAUGUGAAUUCUGAACCCAAAUUUCUUGGUGGAAGCAAACUACAACUUACAUUCCAUGACUCCAACUUCAGUGGAUUUCUAGGUAUCAUAGGAGCUUUAAAAUACAUGGAGACCGAUACUGUGGCCAUUAUUGGUCCUCAGACUGCAAUAAUGGCCCAUGUAAUCUCACAUCUUGCCAAUGAACUCAAAGUCCCGCUUCUGUCAUUCACGGCUCUAGAUCCCACUCUCUCUGCUCUUCAGUACCCCUUCUUUGUUCAGACAGCACCCAAUGAUUUUUUCCAGAUGACAGCAAUUGCAGAUAUGGUAAGCUACUAUGGUUGGAGGGAUGUCAUUGCAGUCUUCAACGAUGACGACAGUGGGCGCAACGGUAUAGCUGCAUUAGGCGAUAAACUUGCAGAAAGGCGCUGUAAGAUUUCUUACAAGGCAGCCCUUCCUCCUGACACGAUAGCAACUCGAACUGAUAUUCAAAAUGUUCUGAUUAAGUUGUUAGUACUGGAGUCGAGAGUAAUCGUUUUACACAGUUACAAACUUUCAGGUCUAAUGGUCUUUGAGGUUGCCCACUCUCUUGGAAUGAUGAGUAGUGGGUAUGUGUGGAUAGCUACUUCUUGGCUCUCUUCUACUUUAGACUCUAUUGCUCCCCUCCCUACAGUAAUCAGUGAGACCAUCCAAGGAGUUCUCACAUUGCGCCCACACACACCAGAUUCAGAAAAGAAAAAAGCUUUCUUCUCAAGAUGGAGCCAACUGAGUGGUGGCUCUAUAGGGUUGAAUCCUUAUGGUCUUUUUGCUUAUGAUACUGUAUGGAUAAUUGCUCAUGCAAUCAAGGUUUUCUUUGAGCAGGGUUGGACCAUUUCAUUCUCAAAUGAUUCAAGGUUAACUAAUGUAGUAGUAAAAGGUGCUCUGCGUCUCGAUGAAAUGAGCGUAUUUGAUGGGGGAGGGCAGUUGCUGAACAAUAUAUUGAAUACCAGCAUGAUGGGUCUUACAGGACCAAUUCGAUUUACUCCAGAUAGAUCUCUCAUCCAUCCUGCAUAUGAUGUCAUCAAUGUAAUUGGAACUGGGUUUCGGCUGAUUGGGUACUGGUCUAAUUAUUCAGGGUUAUCUGUUGUGCCUCCAGAAACACUCUACGUGAAGCCACCAAACCGUUCAAGUUCAAGCCAAAACCUAUACACUGCAGUGUGGCCUGGGCAGAUGACAACGAAGCCUCGUGGAUGGGUUUUCCCAUACAACGGAAGGCAGUUGAGAAUCGGGGUUCCUAACCGAGUUAGUUAUUGGCAAUAUGUCUCUCUAAUAAAUGAUAAUGAUACGGUUCAAGGUUACUGCAUAGAUGUAUUCCUUGCUGCCCUAAGCCUUCUGCCUUAUGGUGUUCCAUAUAAAUUCAUUCCAUUUGGAAAUGGUUUUAAUAAUCCGAGCUACAGUGAGCUUGUGAAUUUGAUAACUACAGAUGUCUUCGAUGCUGUUGUGGGUGACGUUGCGAUUGUCACAAACAGAACAAAAGUUGUGGAUUUUACUCAGCCAUAUAUUGAAUCAGGACUAGUUGUAGUGGUCCCACUCGGGAAGUUGAACUCCAGUGCGUGGGCUUUCCUGAGGCCAUUCACUCCAAUGAUGUGGGCUGUCACAGCAGCCUUUUUCCUUGUUGUGGGUGCGGUUGUGUGGAUUCUUGAACACAGAAUAAAUGAUGAUUUUCGAGGGCCACCUAGGCAACAGAUCGUUACGCUUCUUUGGUUUAGCUUUUCAACUUGGUUCUUUGCCCACAGAGAGAACACUGUCAGCACCCUUGGUCGCUUGGUGCUUAUCAUAUGGCUGUUUGUGGUUCUGAUAAUCAACUCAAGCUACACUGCAAGUCUGACUUCAAUCCUCACUGUGCAACGGCUGUCUUCACCCAUCAAAGGAAUUGAAAGCUUGAUAACAAGCACGGAGCGAAUUGGAUUCCAAGUUGGAUCUUUCGCUGAAAACUACUUGAAUGAGGAACUAAAUAUUCCGAAAUCUAGACUUAUUGCCCUUAAUUCACCAGAAGCCUACGCUACAGCCCUUGAGAGGGGGACUGUUGCUGCUAUUGUUGAUGAAAGGCCAUACAUAGAUGUCUUCCUUUCAAGCUACUGCAAGUUCUCAGUUGUUGGCCAAGAAUUUACCAAAAGCGGGUGGGGAUUUGCAUUUCCAAGAGACUCUCCCCUAGCCAUUGACCUAUCCACAGCCAUUCUGCAACUGUCAGAGAAUGGCGAUCUUCAAAGGAUUCAUGACAAGUGGCUGACUGGAAAAACUUGUAGUUCACAGCCAGAGAUCCAAUCAGAUCGGCUUCAGUUGAGGAGUUUCUCGGGUCUCUUUCUCAUAUGUGGCGUUGCAUGCUUUGUUGCACUGUUUAUAUACUUCGUGUCAAUGAUACGACGGUUCAGCCGACAGUUUUCUGAAGAAUCCCAUUCUUCUGGUUCUGGUAGCUCACGAUCUGCACGCCUCCAAAGGUUUUUAUCAUUUGUUGAUGAAAAGGAAGAGGAACCAAAGAGCAAAUCCAAGAGAAAACAAAUGGAGAAAUCAUCAAGUGUCAUUAGUGAGCGAGAUGAACAAAGGUAUGGAUCCAAGAGAGAGGAAAUAGACAGCAAUAUUACGGGCUACACUUUUGCAUAAUUAAUUAGCUGUUCCAUCCUUAUUGUAUAAAGUACUUUCUUACAAGUCAGUUGAUCCUUUGUUCAAUACAGUUCUCAUAUGUUGUAAAAUCUAGAUUAAGUUCUUCCCUUCCCGCGUUACUGGGGUUUAACUUCAGCUGUUUUGAGGUAUUUAAAUGUCUGUCAAGGUUGGACAUUAUUUUCUACUGUAACAUUGGAGAUAUAAAGUAACAAAGAAGUUCUCACUAUCUAAACAUCUUGUCAAUACUGUGAUAUAUGAUUCAAUGGUACAAUC